Messenger RNA from Fusarium poae, 1701 nucleotides. RefSeq lists its product as uncharacterized. The transcript has 3 exons. The record is from RefSeq and is a predicted model, not a curated record. Gene Ontology annotation, cellular component: extracellular region. Gene Ontology annotation, molecular function: hydrolase activity, hydrolyzing O-glycosyl compounds; cellulose binding. Gene Ontology annotation, biological process: carbohydrate metabolic process. Lineage: Eukaryota; Fungi; Ascomycota; Sordariomycetes; Hypocreales; Nectriaceae. Bases 1 to 1701 code for a protein of 566 amino acids.
AUGCACAAAUCUGCCCUCAUUGGCCUUUUGGCUUCGAGCCCAGUCUCAGCCCAGCUUCACAGCCUAGCGCAGGCCGCUGGUCUCAAGUACUUCGGUAGCGCUGUCGACAACGGCUACCUGAGCGAUGCCGCCUACGCCAAACUUGCCGAUAACGUUGAAGAGUUUGGCCAACUCGUCCCCGAGAACGGACAAAAGUGGGAGACUGUCGAGCCAAGCCGUGAUCAGUUCACCUACGAAACUGCCGAUGUUAUUCCUGAUCUCGCCAAGAAGAACGGUCAGAUCCUGCGAUGCCAUGCUUUGACUUGGCACAGUCAGCUGCCCAACUGGGUCUCUGCUGGAAAGUUCUCUGCUUCUGAACUGACCGAGAUCAUUGAGGCACACAUUGCCAAUGUUGUUGAGCACUACAAGGGUGACUGCUACGCCUGGGACGUUGUCAACGAGGCUAUCGACGACAGCGGCGAGUGGAGAGAUAGUGUCUUUUACCAGACUCUUGGAACCGACUACCUUGCCAUCUCCUUCAACGCUGCCAAGAAGGCCGAUCCCGACGCCAAGCUGUACUACAACGACUACAACCUCGAGCAGAACGGCAAGAAGACCGACCGCGCCGUUGAGAUUGUCGAGAUCCUCCAAAAGGCUGGCGCACCCAUUGACGGUGUUGGUUUCCAGGGCCAUCUCAUUGUUGGAGAAACUCCUUCUCGCUCUGAGCUUGUCACUGUCCUUGAGCGCUUCACUUCUCUCGACGUCGAGGUCGCUUUCACUGAGCUCGACAUCCGCCACUCCGCCGUCCCAGCCUCUGCCGCUGAACUGGCCAAGCAGGGAGACGAGUACGUCGACGUCGUCGGCGCCUGUCUUGACGUCAAGGGCUGUGUUGGAGUCACCGUCUGGGGUAUCACCGACAAGUACAGCUGGAUCCCUGGUGUUUUCGAGGGCAACGGCGAAGCUCUCCUCUAUACUGACGAGUACGAGAAGAAGCCCGCCUGGACCAGCGUCUCCAGCCUUCUCGCCGCUGCCGCUACUGCUGCUCCUGUCACCAGCACCGUUGCUCCCGUCGUGACCACUGCUGCUCCUACUACCAUGCUUACCAAGACCAAGCCCGCCUACACCGACGACUGCGACGAUAUCCCCGAGACUGACGAGCCCGUUUACCCUACCACCUCCUUGACGAACAGCUCUGCACCUACUACCACUAUGGGUACCCGCACUGCCCUCGGCCCUGUUUACACCAACGUUGAUGAUAAUGAUGACGACUGCGAGAGCGAAGAGGCUCCUUUUCCUACCUAUGUGAUCCCCACCAACGGCACAUCGACACUCCCCACAAAGGCCCCCGUCUACGAUGGCGAUGAUGACUGCGAUGAUGACUCUGCCCCUGCUCCUGCUCCCGUCGAUGGCGAUGACUGCGAAGAGGGCGACUUUGAGCCCACAGCUGUCGCCAUCUCUACCGCCGAAGCCUCAGCUCCUACCCGCGCUCCCGUCGUCCGAUCCAGCUCUGCCUACACCUACAAGUGGAACACCCAGACACGUCCCUCUUACCAAGUCCCCAGCGGCACCGCCCCAGCUGGUCCCAUUGGAACUGGCAAUGUCGGCCUUGUCAAGCACUACUACCAGUGCGGUGGCAAGAACUACAACGGCCCUACCGAGUGCGAGAAGCCUUACAAGUGUGUCGAGCACAACCCUUACUACCACCAGUGCGUUGAGGCUUAA